Molecule: messenger RNA, 2215 nt
Organism: Tripterygium wilfordii
Lineage: Eukaryota; Viridiplantae; Streptophyta; Magnoliopsida; Celastrales; Celastraceae
Product: putative receptor-like protein kinase At4g00960
Exons: 7
Coding region: 122-1996 (624 amino acids)
Biological process (GO): protein phosphorylation
Molecular function (GO): protein kinase activity; ATP binding
Source: RefSeq, a predicted model, not a curated record
UAAUCUACUUUAUUUUCUUUCUACUGAAUAAUCAUAUUUUCCUUAUAAUUUUCCAAAAGACGUGUGACAACCUUCAUAAAGUCAUAAGCAUCCAUCUCAUCAGUUAGCUGUGUCAGAAUCCAUGGAGACUCCCUUAGUAGUUCUCUGCAUAUCCAGCUUGCUAAUCCUUUCAACUCAAGCUGUCUUAACCAAUAUAGCCCACAACUGUUCAAGAAAUUCUCUCUUUGCUCCAAACAGCACCUAUCAGGCCAAUCUCAAUCUGGUCCUCUCUUCCCUGUUGGAGAACUCUAGGAAUGAAGCAGGGUUUUACAACUCCACUGCCGGCCAAAACACGCCGGAAGCGGUUUAUGGUAGCUUUCUUUGCAGAGGAGAUCUCACUCCCAACAAUUGUGAAGAUUGUGUUAGAGAUGCUAGCAAAAGCAUCAUUAAGAGCUGCCCUUCACAAAAAACAUCGAUCAUUUGGUAUGACCAGUGCACGUUGCGUUACUCCAAUAUUAAUUUCUUCUCUAUCAUGGAAGUAAAACCUUCUAUGUCAGGCCAGAAUCGAGAAAAUAUUGAAGACCCAGAUCACUUUAUUCAGUUCUUGAAGGCUAAGUUUGAGUCUUUCGUUAGUCGGGUAGUUGCGCUUUAUGGAGCAUCAAAUACGACAAGGAAGUUUGUAACAGCAGACUCUACGUUCAAUAAGGCUAAGAUCUAUAGCUUUGCACAGUGUUCACCAGAUAUUUCUGCAGGAGACUGCGGAAAAUGUCUCCGGGAAGCUAUUGAAAGCCUUCCAAGUUGCUGUACGGGAAAAAUUGGGGGCAGGGUUUUGUUUCCUAGUUGUUCCAUCAGGUAUGAGGAGUAUGCCUUCUAUGCUACUACCAGCUCAUCAAAAUCAAAAGGUUCAUUGCGAACAAUUAUUGCAAUUGUUGUAUCGGUAACUUUUGUGGUGGUGGCUGUGGUGCUCUCUGGUCUAAUCUACUGGUUCCUUAAAAAGAAAAAAGGGAAGAAGCACUUCCACUUUGUAGAUGAAAGAAAUGUAGGAAGUGAAGUAUCAACCAUAGAGUUCUUGCACUUUGGAUUAAGUACCAUCGAAGCUGCGACAGAUCACUUCUUGGAUAAUAACCAGUUAGGAGAAGGAGGAUUUGGUGUUGUGUACAAGGGCAUACUUCCUAAUGGACAAACGAUAGCUGCAAAGAGACUAUCGAAAAGCUCGGGGCAAGGAGUUGAAGAAUUCAAGAAUGAGGCUGAAUCAGUGGCAAAGCUUCAGCAUAGAAAUCUUGUGCGACUACUGGGUCUAUGCUCCGAAAAAGAAGAAAAGAUACUAGUAUUUGAAUAUAUGCACAAUGGAAGCCUCGACCACCAUCUCUUUGAUGCUGAAAAAAAGGGACAAUUGGAUUGGCCAAGACGGUACAAGAUCAUCUUAGGGAUUGCUCGAGGGCUUCUUUACCUUCACGAAGAUUCUCGGCUUAGAGUUAUACAUCGUGAUCUAAAGGCCAGCAACGUAUUGCUUGAUGAAAACAUGAUCCCCAAAAUUUCAGACUUUGGCACUGCUCGAAUUUUCGGUGCAGAUGAGACUCUAGGAAACACAAAUAGAAUUGUUGGGACAUAUGGGUACAUGUCUCCAGAGUAUAUAAACUAUGGACAGAUAUCAGUAAAAUCCGAUGUUUUCAGUUUCGGUGUCCUAAUUCUAGAGAUUAUAACUGGUCGGAAGAACAGCCUCUCCUACGAGUCAAGCUGUGGUGAAGGCCUUCUCGGCAAUGCUUGGAGAAAUUGGAGAAGUGGAACACCCCUGCAAAUAAUGGAUCCAGCGUUGAGGGAUUCCUGUAUCGAACAAGAAGUGAUUAGAUGCAUUGACAUCGGGUUGCUGUGCGUUCAGGAAGAUAUGGAAGACAGACCCACCAUGGCUUCAGUAGUUGUCAUGCUUAACAGUGAUUCUGUCAGCCUGCAACUCCCCAAUCAACCUGCAUUCACCAGUUGUGGCAAAAAACAAUUGUCUUUGACAUCUUCCACCUGAUUAGGCAUCAGGUGGCCGCUUCACUUGCAGUAUUGCAUAUUCUUUCAUCAUAAGAUUGCUGUAUUUAUCAGUACUAGAGACUGAAAGUGGAUAGACAUUGGGCGUGCUUGGACUUACGGUUAAAGGUUUAAAAUUCUAUUUUGUAGCUGUUAUCAUUUCCCCCCUCUUUUAGUCUUUCCAAAUUAAGGGGCUUAAGGGAAUGAAAAUAAGUUUUACAUU